CCAGGAAGAGAUGGCUUUCCGGGAAACAAAGGAUCCAUGGGCCUACCAGGGAGAAGGGGUCUAAAGGGGGAACCUGGUGAAGAGGGAGCUCCAGGAGAUCCCGGCAUCUCAAUCAUUGGACCCCGUGGCCCUCCUGGUCAACCAGGAGCAAGAGGGUUCCCAGGAUAUCCGGGCCCUAUAGGGUUGGAUGGUAAAUCUGGAAAAGCUGGACCUAAAGGUGACAUGGGCUUACCUGGUCCAAAAGGUGAAAAGGGAGACUCUGGUCAUAAAGGAGAAAAGGGUCUACAUGGUCCAAAAGGUGACAAGGGUCAACGUGGAGAUUCGGCACUCACGGAGUUCCCUGGGACUUCACUAGCAGCACUGCGGCUAAAUCAGAUCCUGACUGUGAAGGGUGAACAAGGACAAGCCAACUGCUCCCCAGGACCACCUGGACCUCCAGGCCCUAAAGGACCUCCAGGGGAUUCAGGAAAGCCAGGGGCUAAUGGUAUACCAGGGAAACCUGGAGAACCUGGGAAACCUGGAGAUCCUGGACAACCUGGAAGAGAUGGAAUUAAGGGGGAUCAAGGAAUGACAGGAUUGCAGGGAAAACCAGGAAUGCCAGGGCUCCCAGGAAGAAAGGGAGACCGAGGAGGAGUUGGGCAAAAGGGAGAGCCUGGUGAAAUGGGUCGGGCAGGCACUAAAGGAGAAAAGGGUGAAGGUGGCAUGCCAGGGAGAGAUGGUGUACCAGGGCAGAAAGGAGAAGUAGGAGAACCAGGAUCAGCAGCUGGUGGAAUUAAAGGUGAUUCUGGGUUGCCUGGACCUGUUGGCCCUCCAGGACAGAAGGGUGAAGUGGGUGAACGAGGAGUUCAGGGCCCACCAGGUCCUAAAGGUGAAGCAGGAAAAACUGAGAUAAUCGACUAUAAUGGCAACAUCAAUGAAGCACUCCAGGGCCCUCCGGGAGUUCCAGGAAGGCCAGGACUCCCAGGACAGAAGGGUGAAGUAGGCCUGCCGGGCGUACCUGGACUCGACGGAGAAAAGGGCCCUCGUGGUAAAACAGGGGACAUUGGACUCACUGGCCCACCAGGACCACAAGGACCCGAAGGGCCCAAGGGACCCAAGGGGGAGGCAGGAAUUAUGGGAUUCCCCGGUCCUAAAGGAGACAAAGGAGAUGUCGGACUGGUUGGAUCACCUGGUUUAGAUGGGCCCACAGGUGAAAAAGGAGAAAGGGGUGAGCCAGGAUUGCAAGGCCCCCCUGGACUGCCAGGUCCCGUCGGACUUCCAGGUUCAACCGUUAUUGGGCCACCAGGAGUACCUGGGCCAGAGGGCCCCCCAGGUCCAAUGGGACCUCAUGGCCUUCCAGGGACAAAGGGCGAGCCUGGGUCAGAAGGUCCCAAAGGUGAUAGAGGUGAUCGAGGUCCCCUGGGACUGCCUGGUGUACCAGGGCCAGCAGGACCAAAAGGAGAAAGGGGCGAUAAAGGAGAUGCAGGAAUUACAGGACCAAUGGGACCACGGGGAUUACCUGGUUCACUAGGACCAAAGGGUGAAAAGGGAGGCCGGGGGGAGAAGGGAAGGAGAGGUCCUAAAGGGCCUAAAGGGGAUAAGGGAAACCAAGGAGUGCCUGGAUUAGAUGCACCUUGUCCAUUGGGUGAAGAUGGUUUACCUGUGCAGGGUUGUUGGAAUAAAUGAUGAUGGUCUAACCUCAGAAUGGAGUGUGUACAUAGAAUAUUUAUUUUUAUACAGUUUUUUGCAAUUAUAAAAGUUACUUUUUUAAAAACUAUUUCAUAUUUUAAUAGCACAUUUUGUAUAAAUUGUAUUAAAUCCUGUGUUGUCUA
Pristis pectinata (smalltooth sawfish) is the source of this 1811-nucleotide messenger RNA. RefSeq names its product collagen, type XIII, alpha 1 (gene col13a1). The record is from RefSeq and is a predicted model, not a curated record. The coding region runs from base 37 to 1665 and encodes 542 amino acids. Lineage: Eukaryota; Metazoa; Chordata; Chondrichthyes; Rhinopristiformes; Pristidae. The transcript has 34 exons.